Messenger RNA from Rhopilema esculentum, 1987 nucleotides. RefSeq names its product 6-phosphofructo-2-kinase/fructose-2,6-bisphosphatase 2. Gene Ontology annotation, biological process: fructose metabolic process; fructose 2,6-bisphosphate metabolic process. The record is from RefSeq and is a predicted model, not a curated record. Gene Ontology annotation, molecular function: ATP binding; fructose-2,6-bisphosphate 2-phosphatase activity; 6-phosphofructo-2-kinase activity. Gene Ontology annotation, cellular component: cytosol. Lineage: Eukaryota; Metazoa; Cnidaria; Scyphozoa; Rhizostomeae; Rhizostomatidae.
UGUUCCAGGUAUCAGUUCCGGUUAAUACCGCUGUACAAUUACUUUUCACUUAAGGAUUCAUUUUACGUAGUUAAUGGUAUGAAACCGGACAAGUUAGACCGGUGUUUUAGGUUUGCCGUGAUCGACUCCGGAGAUGCUUGGUGAAGUCAAGGAUGUAUGGAAAUGAAAAUCCUGCUUAUCCACCAAGGCCAUCUAGAGAGAGUGUUGUUGAGAGAGACUACUAUUUCAGAAAUGAUAGCUGUACUUACCCAGCUGUCAAGCCCAAGUUUGUCAAUGCUCCAACACUCAUCAUUAUGGUUGGCUUACCAGCCAGAGGGAAAACCUACAUUGCAAAGAAGCUUUGCAGAUACCUCAACUGGAUUGGCAUAAGCUGCAGAGUCUACAAUGUUGGGGCUUAUCGGCGCAAGGCAGUUGGCACGGACAGAAUGCAUGACUUUUUCAGAGUUGACAAUGUAGAGGCCUUAGAAAUAAGAAAGAAAUGUGCCUUGGAAGCUCUUGAAGAUGUCACAGAAUGGCUCGAAGGACAACACAGAGUUGCGAUUUUUGACGCCACAAACACUACCAGAGAACGAAGAAAAAUGUUAGUUGAGCAUUGCUUAGACCACCAAUUUAAGGUCUUCUUUGUUGAAUCCUUUUGUGAUGAUCCAAAUCUGAUAACACAAACUGUCAAAGAAGUCAAAAUCUUCACACCAGAUUACACAAAUAUCGAUUCAGACAGAGCAAUAGAAGAUUUCAAGGAGAGAAUAAAGCACUAUGAGGCAGUUUAUGAGCCAUUGUCAGAUAACAUGGAAGGAGAAGGCUGCUUUUCCUUCAUCAAGAUCAUUAAUGCUGGAGUGCAAUUCCUUGUCAAUAAUGUUGAUGGUUAUCUACAAAGCCAGGUCGUAUAUUAUCUGAUGAACAUCCAUAUUCUCCCAAGGUCAAUUUACUUGACAACGCACGGGGAAUGUAAUCAUAAUCUAGAAUGCGAAGUUGGUGGAAACUCAAGCUUAGCUGAAAAUGGCACCAAGUUCUCGAAAGCCCUUGCUGAAUUUGUCAAAGAUGAGAAGAUUAAUGAUUUGAAGGUCUGGGUGAGCUCAUUAGAUGGACCCAGAGAAACAGCUGGCUAUUUGCCGGUUUCAAGUGAAACAUGGAGAGCGCUCGACUAUCUCGAUUGCGGUGAUUGUCAUGGCACUGCAUUUAAAGAUUUAGCGAUCAAAUUUCCUGGAAUUUUUACCCCUCAUAAAGGACCACUGGAUUUUACAUGGAGAUACCCUGGAGGCGAGUCUUACAAAGACAUGCUAUCUCGUUUGGAACCUGUUAUUAUGGAACUCGAGAGACAGGAAAAUGUCCUUGUUGUAUCACACAGGACGACGAUGCGAUGUUUACUGGCCUACUUCUUAGACCACAACCCAGACGAAGUACCAGGAAUGAAUGUUCCUCUUCACACUGUUUAUAAAUUAACUCCAGUCGCAUACGGCUGCCGUGUGGAAAAAUGGAGCUUGAAAGAGGAUGGUACCCUCUCUUGAAAAGUCAAGAAUUUUGGUCAUUAAUUGCAUGAAAAUUUUCAUCGCUCAACUUACUGAAAUGUAAAACUCUUAAGGAUCCUAUUUAAAUAAGAGUGGUAUCAAUUUUAAUCUUACUAUUUGCAUGUAAAUAACGUGUAAUAUUGAUUUUUUAAUUAUCACAAAUUGCAAAGACUUGAUUUAGCAUUAUCGAAGCUCUGUUUGCUAGGAAUGUUUUUUAGUUAACUGUCAAUGAUUAAUCAGCUAUUGAAAUUGAUCAAUCGUUGAUAGUGUGAUCAUGUAAUAGAGUUGAAUCACUUAGCCUUGUUGCCACUUCAGUAGCGACUGCAAGUGUUAAAGGUUAGGGUAUAAGCUAUAAGUUUUUGUGUUAUCAAGUCGAAUUUGAUCAAUCGGAGACAACCAUAGAAAUCUUAGUAGGAUGUGGAGUUGAAAUAUUAUUUAUGUAUUUUGUAUUUGCUGAAUUUCAUAGAAUCCCUUACCUAAUA